Molecule: messenger RNA, 1580 nt
Organism: Vitis vinifera (wine grape)
Lineage: Eukaryota; Viridiplantae; Streptophyta; Magnoliopsida; Vitales; Vitaceae
Product: PRA1 family protein E
Exons: 1
Coding region: 397-1017 (206 amino acids)
Biological process (GO): vesicle-mediated transport
Cellular component (GO): endoplasmic reticulum; Golgi apparatus
Source: RefSeq, a predicted model, not a curated record
GAAGCUUGGUGAGGUGGAAGGCUGGAACUUUGUGUCUUGACUUUACCCUAGCCACUGUUUUGAUAACGUCGUCAUCACGCAACGAACUGAACCCAUUUCUCCGUUUUCUUUCCUUAAUUCAUUUUCUCAGGAAAAAGAAAACCCCAAGAAAACGUUUUUCUCGUCUUGGGGUCUGCCUCUGCAUUAUGGUUACAGUGAAGCCCUAAAUUCUAAGCCAAGCUUUCUCUCUUCUUCAUAAAUCUAGGUUUAAGGCUUGCUCUCUCUCUCUCUCUCUCUUUAGUUUUUUCCUCUCUUCAUCAAUCUGAGCUUGGGAUUUCCACUUUAUUAACUCAAAUCCAGAGCCCUUCUGUUUUUUCUCUCUUGGGUAAAGGAUUAUUACUUCUCAAUUUCUCUCAGAUGUCGCUAAAAUCACCCGCCGGUUAUGGCACGCUUCCCAACGCCUCCGCCGCCGUUCCAUCGUCGUCAACCUCCGAACAGUUCACCUUCAUCUCACGCGCCACCCAACGGACCCAAACCCUAAUGGCCACAAGACGCCCAUGGCGGGAGUUCUUGGACUACUCAGUUCUCUCCCGUCCCCACAACUACAGCGAUGCAAUGGCUCGAAUCAAGAGAAAUGUCAACUACUUCCGCGUGAACUACGCGAUGGUAAUGCUUUUCAUACUAUUUGUGAGCCUUUUGUGGCACCCAACAUCCAUGAUUGUCUUCUUGAUAAUCUUCGUUGCUUGGUUCUUUCUGUACUUCUUCCGGGACAACCCUGUAGUGUUGUUUCACCAAACAAUCGAUGACCGUGUUGUGUUGGUACUGCUGGGAUUGAUUACAGUUGUGGCAUUGGUGUUUACUGAUGUGGGUUUGAACGUUUUAGUUUCUUUAAUAAUUGGGGUUGCGGUGGUUGGGCUACACGCUGCGUUUAGGGGCACAGAAGACUUGUUUCUGAAUGAGGAGGAAGUGGCAGAAGGAGGGUUGCUCUCGGUUGCGGGUGGCCAGCAGUUGCGGCCAACCAAUUAUACUCGGGUUUGAUUUUUUUUUUCUUUUGUUCUAGUUAUCGGGGUUUUGAAGUUCAAUUUGAAGGGAGUAUCGUUAGAUUUUCUUGUUUUCUGGAUGGAAUUAAUUUGGGCUCAAAGCUGUUGUUGUUGGGUGCUUGUUAUUUUUUCUACAAUUGGUUCAAGCCUGAAGGAAUUGGGGACUGGUUCUUGGACUUAUGGAAUUCUAUUUGAGGUGUAUAAAUUGCGCUCUCCUUUAAGGAUGCAAGUGGCUCAAACUCCAUGGAAGUGGGUAUUGAUUAUUGGUCUUUUAGGCUUUAUUUCGAAGCAGUUAUCAUUGAUUCUUUUGGUUAUCCUCAUGUAAUUGUUUCAAAGGAGGUAGGAUCCUAUGCCUAUUUCUAUCAUUCUUGUUUUGGUGCUACCUUACAGGACUACAAGAAACUUGUACUGUAUACUGGUUCCGUAUCAAUGACUGGGAAUAUGUAUUUUGUCCAUUUUCUGAUUUUUCCUUAACCUGGAUUUUGAUGUAAUCUUCAUUUGGAUAGGGAUGAGUUUGGAAUUUUGUGCUGGAAUCAACAAUAUCAAAUCUUUCAGAUCCAA